CUUAUCUAUGAUCUUAAGCACAAUAUAUUUCUAUAUAGUAAUCUGGAAUAGUAAUAUACACAAUGACAAAAUAGCUAUUCAUAUUAUAAUUUGUGAUUCCAUAGUAGAUGAUAAUUUUCAAUAUUUUAUACUGGUACAUAGGACGGUAGUAAGUUGGUACUAGACAGGUAGUUAAUAGUUACUACUUAUUACGUACCGAAACGUCGAAACAUUAGAGAAACAGCAUUUUUAAGUUUUCAUUAGUUUAAUAAAUUAAAUAUUCUAGUAUAUAAUAUAAAAUAAUUUUACCAUGUUUUUAAACGUCACCAAAAACAUGUCGCUGACAAAAAUCAUUACAAGAACUUUCAGAACAACCGCAACCAGAUACAGAAUAAUUAAAAUUCAAGAUCAAGAAGACUUCAAUAAACAAGUACUUAAUAGUAAAGAGCCUGUGGUGAUAGAUUUUUUUGCUACUUGGUGUGGACCAUGUAAAAUGUUACUUCCUCGAGUAGAAAAAAUAAUAGAAGAAUAUAAAGAUACAAUUCAUCUUGCCAAAGUUGAUAUUGAUGACAAUGCUGAAAUUGCCAUGGAGUAUGGUGUCUCAGUUGUACCAGAACUAGUAUUAAUGAAAGAUGGAAAAGUUCAAGGAAAAAUGAUUGGACUACAAGAUGAAGAUAAACUUAAAGAUUUUAUUUCAAAGCUAACUGAGCCUACAAUAGAAAAUAAAUAAUAUAUUUAAUUUAUGAAAUUAUGAAAUAUAAGUUAUUAGAUUCAGUUAGA
This is a messenger RNA of Metopolophium dirhodum (rose-grain aphid), 759 nucleotides long. Its product is annotated as thioredoxin C-1-like. NCBI's taxonomy places the organism in Eukaryota, Metazoa, Arthropoda, Insecta, Hemiptera, Aphididae. Bases 290 to 709 code for a protein of 139 amino acids. Gene Ontology annotation, cellular component: cytoplasm. The transcript has 4 exons. The record is from RefSeq and is a predicted model, not a curated record. Gene Ontology annotation, molecular function: protein-disulfide reductase activity; oxidoreductase activity, acting on a sulfur group of donors, disulfide as acceptor.